Messenger RNA from Piliocolobus tephrosceles (Ugandan red Colobus), 870 nucleotides. It is a transcript of the gene PI3, whose product is annotated as peptidase inhibitor 3. The record is from RefSeq and is a predicted model, not a curated record. Lineage: Eukaryota; Metazoa; Chordata; Mammalia; Primates; Cercopithecidae. Gene Ontology annotation, biological process: antibacterial humoral response; innate immune response; copulation. The transcript is spliced from 4 exons. Bases 341 to 694 code for a protein of 117 amino acids. Gene Ontology annotation, molecular function: serine-type endopeptidase inhibitor activity. Gene Ontology annotation, cellular component: extracellular region.
GGGUUUCACCGUGUUAGCCAGGAUGGUCUUGAUCUCCUGACCUCGUGAUCUGCCCACCUCGGCCUCCGAAAGUGCUGGGAUUACGGGCGUGAGCCACCGUGCCCGGUCGAGGAACGAUGUUUAUGAUGAGACCUGCAUGACAAGAAGGAGCCAGCCAGGCUGAGGGAACAGCAAGAACAAAGACCCUGAGAUAAGAACAAAAGUUUGGCUUGUUGGAAGAAUGGAAGGAUUCUUCUCUGCUGGAACAGCAUGUACAAGACCCGCCCCUGGAGCCAGGCCAAGCUGUACUGCAUAAAGAUUGGUAUGGCCUUAACUCUUAGCCAAACACCUUCCUGACACCAUGAGGGCCAGCAGCUUCUUGAUCGUGGUGGUGUUCCUCAUCGCUGGGAUGCUGGUUGUAGAGGCAGCUGUCACGGGAGUUCCUGUUAAAGGUCAAGACACUGUCAAAGGCCAUGUUCUGUUCAAUGGACAAGAUCCCGUUAAAGGACAAGUUUCAGUUAAAGGUCAAGAUAGAGUCAAAGGGCAAGGGCCAGUCAAAGGUCCCGUCUCCACUAAGCCUGGCUCCUGCCCCAAUAUCUUGAUCCGUUGCGCCAUGUUGAAUCCCCCUAACCGCUGCUUGAAAGAUACUGACUGCCCAGGAAUCAAGAAGUGCUGUGAAGGCUCUUGCGGGAUGGAUUGUAUGGUUCCCCAGUGAGAUGGAGCCUGUCCUUGCUGCACCUGUGCCAUACCCAGAGCUACAGGCCCCAUCUGGUCCUAGGUCCCUGCUGCCCUUCCCCUUCCCACACUGUCCAUUCUUCCUCCCAUUCAGGAUGCCCAAGCCUGGAGCUGCCUGUCUCAUCCACUUUCCAAUAAAGAGUUCCUUCUUCUCCA